Messenger RNA from Capsaspora owczarzaki ATCC 30864, 1160 nucleotides. Its product is annotated as glutamate receptor Gr2. Gene Ontology annotation, cellular component: membrane. The coding region runs from base 39 to 989 and encodes 316 amino acids. The transcript is spliced from 3 exons. Lineage: Eukaryota; Filasterea; Ministeriida; Capsasporidae. The record is from RefSeq and is a predicted model, not a curated record.
UUUUUCGUUUUUUUUUUUUUUUUGGUCUCGCACACACAAUGUCCUCCGACAAGACCCCUCUCACGCCUCAGUACUCGCAGCAGCAGCCGUCGUACCCGCCGCCGCAGCAGUACGCAUACCCUCCUCCGAGCUACCCCGCGCCCCAGCAGCAGCAGCAGCAGCAGCAAGCGCCGCAACGAGAGGCGUCUUACAUGUCAUCGAGCAGCUCGGACCACCAGGCGUACGACAUCUCGGCUGCUCCGCCGUCGUAUGCCAGCGCCACGGCGAGCUCGGACGUCUACCACUCUAACGACCCCGACCUGCAGGAGUGGAAGGGCAUUGCCGCGUUUGAUGACAGCAUUGUCCGCCGAGGUUUCAUCCGCAAGGUGUACUCCAUCCUGACUCUGCAGCUGCUCGUCGCGCUGGGCUUUAUUGCCUUGUUCUUGUUCAACAGCAGCGUGAAGCACUAUGUCCAACGCAACCAAGCCAUGCUCAUCACUGCCAUCAUCCUCACGUUCGUCUUGAUUCUUGCGAUGGCCUGCGUCGAGAAAAUCCGCCGUCAAACUCCGUACAAUUACAUCUUCCUUGGUCUAUUCACGCUGGCCGAAAGCUACCUUCUGGGCGUCACGGCAUCGUACUACGACGUUGACGCUGUGCUGAUUGCAGUUGGCAUUACCGCGUUCGUGACGUUCGGAUUGACGCUCUUUGCCUUCCAGACCAAGUGGGACUUUACCGGUUAUGGCGGCUACCUCUUUGGUGCGCUCCUCGUCCUCAUCUGCUUUGGCUUUAUGUGCAUUUUCAUUCGCGGUGAAAUUGUCCGCAUCGUGUACGCCGCUCUCGGAGCCUUGAUAUUCUCAAUGUACCUCGUCUACGACACGCAGCUGAUGCUUGGUGGAACACACAAGCUCGCACUUUCUCCCGAAGAGUGGGUCUUUGCCGCUCUCAAUCUGUACCUUGACAUUAUCAACCUCUUCCUGUUCAUCUUGUCCCUGGUUGGCAAUCGCCGUUAAAGCCAAGCUUGUGCCCGCCUUUCGGUCUUUGAGAAACGACUUGUAUUUUUGUUUGCCCUGUUUCGUUAUUUUGUAGGAGGUGUUUUUUUGGUGUUUGCAUGAUGUCGUCAAUGAACUGUUCGUCCGCUUUGUAUCGCCUCCUAUUUGCGUCCCCCCCCCUCUCAGUCUUCU